AUGGAUCAAAUUCAGCAAAUCGCCCAAACGUACAAGGUGGCCGAUAUACGCUCCAGGAAAUCCCUCUGGUAUCGGCUACAUGUAUAUAUUUACGACCUUCGCAACUUUAAGACCGAUAGUGCUGCAAUGAAUCGACUCGAUAGCAUCGUGGAUAUCACCUACCUAGGCAAACCGUAUUUCAACGAAAAGGAGGUCGAAAUCCUUAAAAAUACUGUCUCUAAUAGUAGCGGGAGUGAGACGCUUGCUCAGAAAACUGAAUAUACCCUAGAUGAACGAUUAAAUCGCCGUAUUAAAAAGCGUGUGGAGAGUAGCGACUUUAGGGUCUGCGCCGCUCAUGAUCUAGCACCUAUAUUCGAAACUGUUUUUGAUAUCCACCCGAAGAAGCUGGCUAAGAGCUCUGUGCUUCUAUCGUUGAUUAGUUCAAGAGGGCUAAGGCUUCAAGAUGCGGAUGAUAUUUCAUGUAUUCUGGGGCAAACUAAGCUACAAGCUCUUGCAGCGAAACAUGGAACAGGCAGCAAGAAGAAGAGGGGCAGGUAG
Molecule: messenger RNA, 537 nt
Organism: Nannizzia gypsea CBS 118893
Lineage: Eukaryota; Fungi; Ascomycota; Eurotiomycetes; Onygenales; Arthrodermataceae
Exons: 1
Coding region: 1-537 (178 amino acids)
Source: RefSeq, a predicted model, not a curated record